This is a messenger RNA of Saccoglossus kowalevskii, 2249 nucleotides long. RefSeq names its product centrosomal protein of 78 kDa-like. The record is from RefSeq and is a predicted model, not a curated record. NCBI's taxonomy places the organism in Eukaryota, Metazoa, Hemichordata, Enteropneusta, Harrimaniidae. Gene Ontology annotation, molecular function: protein binding. Gene Ontology annotation, biological process: cilium organization. Gene Ontology annotation, cellular component: ciliary basal body; centrosome.
GUGACCCGAAGAGGCCAGACGUGUAGAGCUUGAUUACGUCAAAAAUACGAGGUUAUAUAGUACUAAUCAUGAUUGAGAGUGUACAAGCUAGGCAAAGAGGAGCAUACGACUUUGGUAGUCACUAUGACAAUCUAUGUCUACUUCAGAAUACAUGUCCCCUACAUUCUGUCAAAGCACAUAUUGAGGAAGGUGUUUUAGAUGUAAAUGCUGAUAGAAUACGCCUAUCAGAUUGGACACCCUUAUUGAAUACGCUGGCCAUCAAUAAAAGUUUACAGUACAUUGGGAUUCGAAGUUACUAUCAAAAUUGUGAUGAUGAUAAAGUGUCAGAGUCCCAGAAAUAUACUGCAAAAAAGAGAGCUCCCCCUAUUAGGAGUAAAGAAGUUACUUACAGACUAUGUACAGCACUAAAAGAUUGUCUCUCAGUAUCACCUGCAUUGACCAUACUAGAGUUACAGGGACUACCCCUUAGGGAAAGAGAUCUCACUGCUCUCUCAAAGGGCAUAUCAAAGAAUAAAUCUUUAAAUCAUUUAUCUUUGGAAUACUGUAUGAUUGGUGACCAAGGUGUGCAGAUUAUAUGCCAAGGUCUCAAGAACUCUGUAACCAUUCAUUCCUUGAAUCUCACAGGGUGUUGUAUGACAUGGAAGGGAGCUGAUACGCUAGCAAAGGUCAUCAAGCACCAGGCAACCAAGAGGCACAGUGAAGCAUGGCAGGAUAGCUUAAGGUAUAGAAGACCAGAUUUAGAUAGGAUGUCUGGACUGAGGAGACUCACACUUAAUUCAAAUUCUUUGGUCAAUGAUUCAGGUGCCAUUGCCUUUGCGGAUGGACUUCGGGAUGAUCUAUGGCUCAAAGCUCUUGAUAUGCAGGGGUGUGGUAUAUCAGAUGUGGGUGCCAAGGCAUUAUUGGAUGUACUCAAAACCAACUCAACAUUAGUAGUUUUAGAUGUCAGGAAAAACCCUCUAAUUGAUAGAGAAUUACUGAAAGACGUUAUGGAGCAAGUACUCAUUAACAGUGGUGGAGAAGAGGUUGAGUAUAAAUGGCUAAAAAUGUCUUCCCCUAAAGAUCCAAGCAAGAGAGGUAAAUCACGAAAGAAGACGAAGACACUGAACAGUACGUUUGGUAGAAAAACAACCAUCAGGUUGCGUUCAGGUGCAUCUAAGACGCAUGGUAAAACAGUGGCAUGCAUUCGGUCAGCAAACAGGCAUUCCGGAUACUCGCCACCAAAUGUCAGUAAACCUGGACCUGGGUUCAUUCCGUGGAGGACUGCUGCUAGAGCUAGUAGACACAGGGGAUUUCCACAUGACCGAGAGCCAGGAGAAUUAUCUUUUGAGGCAAACUGUGAGACCUCCACACCAGAUAUGUCAUCUGUUGUUAUCAACCGUACAAGUACACCAUCAGACAUGGACACUGAGAUGUCAACGCCUAUCACAAGUAUGAGAUUAUUACAACACGAUAGAGAUACAAUAGAUCACAAAGAUGACUCAAGAUUUAUUAUCAAAGACAUGAAAGUAGAGCUUGAAGAAUUAAGAAGGCGACUUUUUGUUGAGAGUAGAACCCGUGCUGCAGCUGAUAGCAGAAUAAUUGAGUUGGAAGUUGAAAACAGUCGUCUAAAACAUCAGAUUCAUUUGAUGGAAGCCCGAGGACCAUCAUCACCAUUUAGAAGCAAACCCACAAAAAGUGGCAUAGGAGCAGAUGACUUUGAAGAUGACACUGUGUUAGACAGUAUAGAGGCCUCAUUCAAUAAAUUUCAUGCAUUUCUUGAUCUACUCAGAGAUGCUGGUCUUGGUCAGCUGUGUACUCUGGUUGGCUUAUCGCCUGAAGACAUCAUGAGGCCUGGAGUAGCAUCCAUACUACAACAGUAUCAACCACAACCAACCCAUCCAGUAUUGCACCAACCACAACCAAUCCAUCCAGUAUCACACCAACCACCCCCUCCACCACCAGCAUCACAUCAACCCCCUCCGCCUGUUGCACCCACGGAGGCUUGGAUUCGACAACCAACAAAAGAAGACGCCGCCACUCAAGAAAAACAAAGAAACACUGACACAGAUCAGGUGGGAGGAAAACAAAACAACUUUGGGAAGCGAGAUGAUGAAGCUAAUGUUGUCAAGGCUGGGUAUGAGGAGGAUGGGGUGGGCAAUCAUGAGUUAGCUAGGGGGGGCCUCGAGGAGGAGAUCAUCGACUCGUUACAAGAGGGGCUCACUCCUCAGCCCAUUGUGAUUGAGGAAGAGAGACAUCAAACAGAACAAUAG